Adineta ricciae is the source of this 1497-nucleotide messenger RNA. Lineage: Eukaryota; Metazoa; Rotifera; Eurotatoria; Adinetida; Adinetidae. The record is from the annotation of a GenBank genome assembly.
AUGCCAACUCUAACGAUUGAUUCUCUAAGAGAAUUCUGGUAUAAAUGGCGUUCAUCACGCGCUCUUAUUCUUUUUAUAGUCUUCGUUGCUCUUUUUCUUGAUAAUAUGCUUUUAACUACUGUCGUACCUAUCAUUCCCGAUUAUCUCUACCAUUUGGAUAACCCCAAAGCUACAUUCGAGGAUACCUACAAGUUUUUGGCGAAAAACUGUUCGAGACCAGAAAUUUUUCGCCAUCGGAAUUAUCUCAAUCAACAUACGGAUCAGCUUCAAGAUAUUCUUCGUUCUUAUUGUAACUGGACGGUUGCUUGGGCUAUGAAUCGGACAGAAAUUGAAAAUGAUCAGCGGACAACUGUUUUAGAAAACGAAAAUCGAUGGGUGGGUCUUAUGUUUGCGUCAAAAGCUUUCGUUCAGUUAAUGACAAAUCCAUUCAUUGGACCAUUAACAAAUCGAAUUGGUUAUACUAUUCCGAUGUUUUCCGGAUUUGUUAUUAUGUUUAUAUCAACAAUGACUUUCGUAUUCAGUAAAAGUUUCGGUCUGUUAUUCUUUGCUCGCGCGAUACAAGGCAUUGGUUCUGCUUGCUCGAGUGUAUCAGGUCUUGGAAUGUUAGCUGAUCGAUAUCCCAAUGAUGAAGAACGUGGUAAAGCAAUGGGUACGGCUUUAGGUGGACUGGCACUUGGUGUAUUAGUUGGUCCACCAUUUGGAGGUUUUAUGUAUCAGUAUGUAGGCAAGGCAUCUCCAUUCUUAGUCUUAGCAGCAUUAGGAUUAUUUGAUGGACUAUUACAAUUAUCAGUAUUACAACCUGGUGUAGCUGGUGAACCAGUAGAAGGUGCCUCUUUGAAAACAUUGAUCAAAGAUCCAUAUAUACUUGUUGCUGCCGGUGCAAUAUCCUUCGGUAAUGUUGGCAUAGCAAUGAUGGAACCUUCAUUACCUAUUUGGAUGAUGACAACAAUGCGAGCGAGUGAAUUCCAGCAAGGAGCAGCAUUUUUGCCCGCUUCGAUCUCCUAUCUAAUUGGCACAAAUCUAUUUGGUCCAAUGGCACAUAAAAUGGGAAGGUGGCUAUGCUGCAUGAUUGGCAUGAUCCUUGUAUCAGUUGCUUUAAUUUGUGUACCGAUGGCAACAAGCAUAUAUGGGUUAAUUAUUCCCAAUGGUAUUCUUGGUUUUGCUAUUGGAAUGGUGGAUUCAUCAAUGAUGCCAACAAUGGGUUAUUUAGUUGAUAUUCGUCAUGCAUCGGUUUAUGGAAGCGUUUAUGCUAUUGCCGAUGUUGCAUUCUGUCUCGGUUUUGCCAUAGGUCCUGCGAUGAGUGGUUUUAUUGUGCACGCAUUCGGCUUUAGCGGUAUGCUCCAUAUCAUUGCAUUUAUUUGUCUUUGCUAUGCACCGUUGAUGUUUUUUCUGCGAAAUCCACCGGCAAAAGACGAGAAUUCAUUGAUUAUGAAUGAAAAUCAUAGUUCAUUUUCAUACACGCGUAGCAAGUCAUUGGACAAUGAUAGUGGCUAUUAA